Zea mays is the source of this 1949-nucleotide messenger RNA. RefSeq names its product Trihelix transcription factor ASR3. The transcript is spliced from 3 exons. The coding region runs from base 659 to 1708 and encodes 349 amino acids. The record is from RefSeq and is a predicted model, not a curated record. NCBI's taxonomy places the organism in Eukaryota, Viridiplantae, Streptophyta, Magnoliopsida, Poales, Poaceae.
AGUUGUAGAGAAACAAAAUUUCUCUAUAUUGAGCAUAGAGAUUUAGAGAAGCAAAAAAGUCUUCUGAAAGAGACAUCACCAGAAUCGAGAUCACAACAGUGCUUACCCCCACACCCGUGUUCCCACCCUACUAGUAUUGUCGAACAAUUGAGACGGUAGGUUUAGCUCGGCCUCCAACAGCUAUCCUGCCCCGCUUGCCGUUGGAGCCCCCACUUGCUAAUUCUUCCUCCCUGUAUAUAUAUAUAUAAAUAAAUAAUUAAUUAUGUAAGCCUUCCUCCUCUCCUAAUCACUCACACUCAUUGCUUCCCUGCACCUUUUCCUUGAUCCACUUGUCAAACAAACCCUUGCAAGCUGCAAACCACUCCCUGCCCUUUUUGUUCUCCUUCUCUACACUACCACUCCUUGGUUUGGGAAUUGGGACGAGACAUGAGCGGAGAGGAGCCUCCACUAACCAACCCUUAAUCAGAGUCCUUAACCCUGAUUAGUUCGCUGCCUCCCUCCUAAUCCCCCAGCUCUAGAGCUCAUUCAGCAGGCUCAUCACACGCCCUCUGCGUCUCUGUUGCCCAGCUAGCAGCUGUACCGGUUCUUUUCGGGGGCCAGGGCCAGGGCCAGGGUCAGGGACAAGGAGCGAGAGCUCGCCGUACGCGAGCCGGGCGGUAUGUCGAACGCCGGCGAGGCCAGAGGCGUGGGGACGGGCCGCGGGUCGCGGCUACCGCGGUGGACGCGGCAGGAGAUACUGGUGCUCAUCGAGGGGAAGCGGGUGGUGGAGAGGAGCGGCCGUGGCCGCGGCCGCGGCCGGGUACGGGGAGGAGAGGGCGCCGGCGCCGGCGGAGCGGCUGCAAAGCCGACCAAGUGGGCGGCGGUGGCGGAGUACUGCCGGCGCCACGGCGUGGACCGCGGCCCCGUGCAGUGCCGCAAGCGCUGGAGCAACCUCGCCGGGGACUACAAGAAGAUCAGGGAGUGGGAGCGCGGCUACGCGGCCAGGAAGGAGGCCUCCUUCUGGGCCAUGCGCAACGACGCGCGCCGCGAGAGGCGCCUCCCGGGCUUCUUCGACCAGGAGGUCUACGACAUCCUCGAGGGCCGCGGCGCCGGGAAUGCGGCGGCGCUGGAGGACGCGGAGGCCAAGGAGGAGGAGGAGGUCAAGGCGAAGGCGGUGCUCCACACUGGCCGCGGGAUCCAAGGGGGCGGCCUCUUCUCCUCGUCUGAGGACGAGGAUGACCAAGAAGACGACGCGGCCACGCCAAGUCCGACGCCGACACCGACACCGGCGCCGGCGCCGGCGCCGGCUGCGGUGGUCGUGCCGAUCCCCGGAGAGCAAGCUGUCCCGUUCUUCGCGCGUGCCUCCUCUCUUUCAGUGCAUGUUACAGAGAAGACGGAUGACGUGCUGCCCAGGCAAGCGAGCUCCGAGCAAGCAGGCACAUCAAAAGAAAAGCAGCCGGAGCAGAUCACCGAGGACUCGCCAGCGGCGCAGUGCGGGCAGAAGAGGCAGCGCAGCGAUGACAAUGCCUCCGGAAGAGCCGCGACCAACCUGCAGGGGCAGCUGGUUGAAAUCCUAGACCGGAGCAGCCAGAUGGUGGCAGCGCAGCUAGAGGCGCAGAACAUGAACAGCCGACUGGAUAGGGAGCAGAGGAAGGAUCAGGUGAGCAGCCUGCUUGGUGUGCUUGGCAAGGUGGCUGAUGCCCUCUACAGAAUUGCUGAUAAGCUAUAGCCGCCACUGUGAGUGUGUCUUGAGCACAGUAAAUAAUCGCUGCAAGAAUGUACAGAUUGGUACAGGUUGUUGGCGUCCUAUUGUUAUUGUGGAUUGGUUCUGAAAUUUGGUCAGAAACCUGAAAUGGGAUGCCCCAUUUUUUAACCCAUGGGAUGUAGCAUUUGUAUGCCCGUAUGGCCCCAAAACUGUGUAUUCUUACAGAGGAAUGGAAGUGCAUAUCUGAUGACACAAUCUUGGGUCA